AUGAGGCAACGGAUUGGUCUCUUCGCAUUGGCACUAAGCCUUCAAGCUGGCUUAACUGCUACGCUCAAAGCCGACAUUCGCGCCGACACCAAUCGCGAUGGCCACGUGGAUCUGAAAGGAACGUCGGACUCGACAGACAAGGCCUUCUGGUCCUCUACGCACGGUGCAAUCUUCCUCCCCAAUGUCGGCGACAAACAAAUGCGAUGUGCAACCACUGAUCUUACCGGUAACCCUCUGAGCAAUGAUGAGCUGGCCUACUGCAAUGACGCAUCUGGUCACCUCCUCUUGGCCCCUGAAUACCUUGCGCCCUUGAGGACAGUGCCUAUGGCAGAUAUCUCCGACAAUGCCACGGCUCAAGUAUACACCACGCCGCAAGCUGCCUACGAUCGGACCCGUAUCUUUGUGCUAGAAGAUCUUUCCAAGCCUAACGCAACCAAGUCGUGGCGAUUGGUCGACCGCGAGCUCUACUUCAAUGCGACUCAAUUGCGUGCAGGGCUUGUUCUUGCUAUUGAUGGCAGGGAGUUCGUGAAGAAUGCUGCUGUCUGGGACGGCCAUGCAACCGUCCAUUUCGAGGUUACAGACGCCAUCUCUUACUCGGUCCCAGCCAAGGUUUCGACGGAUGAGGUUGCGAUGAAAGUAGCACCAGUCCUGACACAUCAUCCUCUGCAGCGAGUGGAGACUCUGGUCAGUUCAGCAGCCAAUGAAACCAACCUCGUCCAGAGCGAUUUCGUGGCACAGAUCGAUGCUGCGCGUCAGAAAAUAGGGCUGGAGAAUCCACUGCUAUUGUUCAACCAGUCAUCUGAUAUCUGGGCCCAGGAUAUCCUGGAGCCUGCGUAUGCUAGUAUGCCUGGGCCCAACGGUCCUAUCGCUAUUCGCAUCAUGAUGCGGUCAGCGCAGUCUACACGUACUGGUGGCCGCCAGAUUUUUGAACAGCUGAGAGGCCCGGGCGUAGGAGGCUUCCAGCCAGGAAGUAACACUGGCACAGGCUUUGGCUAUGACACCAUCAACAGCUAUGGUAACUUGGAGACGAUUCCGCCUCACCGAUCAAAGAAGGGUCGAACUUACCCAGCUGGGCGUGCCAUCUUUGGGAAACACUGGGAUCAGCUCACCUCGCAGCCUGUGAGGGAUCUUCUGUACGGUAACGAGGUGCAGAUGCCUCUAAUCCUCGAGACCGGUUGGUUGAACGUUGGACACGUCGAUGAAAUCAUUCAAUUCCUUCCCUAUGACAAUGAACUUGGAUGGACUCUAGCUAUCGGAGAUACUAGGCUAGGCUUGGAGAUCCUGCGCAAUGUGUCAGCAGCAGGCCAUGGCGGUGUGAUGGCGCAAAGCUACAAUGUGUCCCGAGCCGCAACUCUGGAAGCUGAUCCCCCUACGCAACCGGGCCUGACCAUGAGCGUUGACGAACUUCUCGCCAAUGUAACCUUCCAGGAGAAUCAGGCCUACGCACAGAAGCACCUCGAUGCCAACUUAGACAUUUUCCUCAGUGAAGUCCCGCUCGACCACAAGGACGUCAUCCGUCUCCCGGCUCUCUUCGAAGACGCAGCUCCCGGCCCUGAGUUUAUCAGACCAGAUGGACUGCACGUGUACUGGUGGCCUGUCAUCGAAGGUGAGAGGCAGCUCAUUGGUCUGGUUCCAGCCACCGUGAACGGUAUCAUCAUUGGAGACCAGUAUCUCUGCCCUCAGCCUUGGGGUCCAAUGGUCGAUGGUCAAGACGUAUGGAUGUCUCACAUCGAGGCAGCAUAUGCUAGAGCUGGAAUGACUGUUACUUAUAUUGAUGAUUGGUUGAGCCACCAUUCACAUGGAGGAGAAAUUCACUGCGGAACCAACACCCUGCGCCAGACUGAUCUGCCGUGGUGGGAGUAA
Messenger RNA from Didymosphaeria variabile, 1863 nucleotides. RefSeq lists its product as uncharacterized. Bases 1 to 1863 code for a protein of 620 amino acids. The transcript has a single exon. NCBI's taxonomy places the organism in Eukaryota, Fungi, Ascomycota, Dothideomycetes, Pleosporales, Didymosphaeriaceae. Gene Ontology annotation, molecular function: calcium ion binding; protein-arginine deiminase activity. The record is from RefSeq and is a predicted model, not a curated record. Gene Ontology annotation, cellular component: cytoplasm.